UGCAUUCCUGGCUGUGGUGGGGAGCCCCUACAUCAGGCGUCAGGCGUCUCCGCAAACAACGCGUGUCAAAACCCUCUAAGCGGACCGCUAUUUUGGUUUCCCUCAACUAGCAAGGUCAUGAAUAGAAACCCCUUCCUCGACAAGUGGCAGAAGAGUACAAACUUUCGCUCUUGUUUACAUGUUACUCUACUUUCAUUCUGCUCAUCAUCUACAACGGAGGAUUUGAUCAUCUCCCAGUAUCCUCCCAAGGUUGUCAAGAAAAUAAACUAUGUUCUACUCGCCGAGACCUUUUACGUCUUAGCGACCACAUCACUGAAGAUCGCACUAGGACUCUUCUUCCUUCGAAUCCUCACGAAACCCUGGCAGCGGAAGACGUUCUAUGUCAUACUGAGCAUUUCAAGUGUGUACGGAUGCUUGUACAUCUUUGUGGUCAUCUUUCAGUGCAAAGACCCGCGAGAUUUGUCCAUCCAUGUCAUUACCGAUACAUGCCUCCCAGAUACUUUUCUUCUCACUGCUGGAUACCUCUACUCCAGUAUAAACACUAUCACCGACUGGACCUUCGUUUUGGUCCCGCUGCUCAUGCUGAGUACCCCCAAUAUGGACCGCAAAACAAAGUUCUCCGUUGGGAUAAUCAUGGCUUUGGGCGCUGUUGGAAGCGUAGGAAGUAUACUUCGGAUAGUCUAUGUAAAGGGGAUUAUAUUCGGUCCGGACUUCUUUGAUAAUACAGCACUACUUCAUAGGAUUCAAAUCGGGAUGUGAGCUGACGGAGACAGCGAAUGCUUCCUACGUCGCAAUCUACCCAACGGUCGAGGCAGGCGCAGGGAUUGCAGGGCUCUUGCUACGUUGCGCCCUCUGAUGCGUCAAGCCGCGCAGGCC
Mytilinidion resinicola is the source of this 876-nucleotide messenger RNA. RefSeq lists its product as uncharacterized. The transcript has 4 exons. The record is from RefSeq and is a predicted model, not a curated record. The coding region runs from base 118 to 759 and encodes 213 amino acids. NCBI's taxonomy places the organism in Eukaryota, Fungi, Ascomycota, Dothideomycetes, Mytilinidiales, Mytilinidiaceae.